Messenger RNA from Symbiodinium sp. CCMP2592, 432 nucleotides. NCBI's taxonomy places the organism in Eukaryota, Dinophyceae, Suessiales, Symbiodiniaceae. The record is from the annotation of a GenBank genome assembly.
AUGUCAGGAAACAUCUCUUUACCAAUACUGGGCGAUCAGUAUUACGAGAAGGCCACCCGACAGUACUUCGAGUCGCAUGGCGUGAAGCUGCCUCGUCGGGUGCUACUCCAUUUGCACAGCAUAACGGUGCCAGAGACCGGCAAGACGCCGCGGAUUCACGUGACCUGUCCGUUUCCGCCCAACAUGGUCCAGCUCAUCCGUGAUUCGUUUCCGGAGUGGGCUUCGGAGGCUGAGGAGAAGCUGCCGGAGCUGUUUGCAUCCCCACCGGCGAGGCGAAACUUGCCCCAGCCGCCGCAGCAGGCACCGAAACGGACGAAGUCGAACACGCCGCGAAAGCCAGGGCUUUGGAAGCAGCUGAAGACCAAAGUCAUCGGCUGGUUUCACAGCUGGCGGCCAAGGCGGCGCGCCCCAAGCUUUGCGAAGCGAUGGUGA